Lytechinus variegatus (green sea urchin) is the source of this 6516-nucleotide messenger RNA. RefSeq names its product cytoplasmic dynein 2 intermediate chain 1-like. Bases 198 to 4040 code for a protein of 1280 amino acids. The transcript is spliced from 36 exons. Gene Ontology annotation, cellular component: cytoplasmic dynein complex. The record is from RefSeq and is a predicted model, not a curated record. Lineage: Eukaryota; Metazoa; Echinodermata; Echinoidea; Temnopleuroida; Toxopneustidae. Gene Ontology annotation, molecular function: dynein light chain binding; dynein heavy chain binding. Gene Ontology annotation, biological process: intraciliary transport.
ACUUUUUUUGAACGAGGACGUGUUUCCAAUGUAUACAAAUUCUACAUAUUUUCACAGUGAUUUAGUAAGCAAAAUUUUUACCCGAGUGUGCUCAGGUAAAUGGAAGCGUGUGAGUUUUCGAAGCAGAUGUUACCAAGUUUUACAAGAGGAUUGAUGGAGAUAAAUUUGUAGCUGUUAGUGUUUUGGAAUUGUACAGGAUGCCAGGGAAGAGCAAAGAAGACACAUGGGGAGCGAAGGAAUUGACUGAAUCUAUCAAGGAAGCACGGUCAUCUGGGAAAAGCAAACACAGGGAUAGAGACCGUGAUAAAGAAAGAGAAAAGACAAGUGAUAAAGACAAAGACAGACAUAGGGAGAGAGAUAAAGAACGUGAUAGAGAGAAAGAUAAAGAUAGACACAGAGACAAGGAUAAGGAAAGACAUCGAGAUAAAGAACAUGACCGUACAAGGGACAAGGAUAGAGACAGGCAUAGAGAUAAGGAAAGAGAUAAGGAAAGAGACAGAGAUCGUGACAAACACAGAGAAAAGGAAAAAGAAAGGAGAAAGGAUCGUGAAAAUGAAUCUUCAAAGGAGAAGGACAGAGAAAGAAGAAAAGAUCGUGAAAGGGAAUCUUUAAAAGAGAAGGACAAAGAAAGAAGAAAAGACCAUGGAAGGGAUUCCUCAAAAGAGAAGAACAGAGAAAGAAGGAAAGAUCGUGAAAGGGAUUCAUCAAGAGAUAAAGACAGAAAGGAAAAGGACAGAAGCAAACACAGAGAGAAGGAAAAGGACAGAGAUAGAGAAAAAAAGGAAAGAUCACAUGAUAACAGAGAGAGGGCAGAAAGGACAGACUCUGGAAAAAAGGAGAGACACAGAGAUAAAGAUGAGAAAAGGAGAGAACAAAGGAAUGAAGACGGCAGUAGGGAUAGAGAUAAAUCAAGAACCAAAGAUGAGGAGCGAGAUAGAAGAAGGGAGGAGAAAAGGCACAGAGAUAAAGACAGAGAGAGGAAAAGAGAAAAGGAAAGUCAUGAUAGUGACCGUGAGAAAAGGAAACAUAGAGACAAAGAUGGCUCGGCUGAAAGGAAGAAAAGGGAAAGGAGUGGAGAGCAUAAACAUCGGAAGGAACAUCGAGAAGAGAAAGAUAGAAGGAAAUCAGAAUAUAAAAUGGCCGAGAUGAGAGACUGGAGGAGAAAGAUAAAAAGGAAAGAAGACAGCAUGAAAAUAAUCAUGAAGAUGAGGAAGAGACCAAGUCAAUUUACACAAAGAACAGUGUUAAACUGCAGUAAAUCAGUGUUUGUACCCCAGCUUCCUCCCCCUCCAAACACAAAUAUGCCAAGUGAGAUUGAUAACCUAAGGAGAGCAAUGGCUGCUGAGAAUGAAGCUUUGAGACGAAGUGCAGAAUCACGUGACUCAAGAUCACAACAAUCAAGUGCAAACACCCGUCCAACCACUUCUCGAACAGGGCGUACCUUUAUUAAUUUUGUAGCAGCCAAGCAGCGUGAGAUUAGUGAUCAGGUUUCUCAAAGGACUAAGAAAAGAGGUCAAGAACUCAUGACCUUGAUUGACCUUGACUCAACAGGUUUUGAUAUCUUUGAUAUGCCUCCUGUUAGGGAAUAUGACCGCUACAUCGCAAGCUUUGGCCGCUCAAACACUAAACAGGCUUUUGUACAGUGCAAUGAUGAUAACUUAGAUCGUGAUAUACAGACUGAAGAGAUUGAUAAGAAUGAUAGAUGGACCCAACAUCCACAAGAAGGUAGUGCUGCUACAGGAGGAAGCAAUGUCAAAGGAGAGAGUGAUGAAGUACCACUAGAAAGAGAGACAAACUCAUUACAGUUCAAUCGCUUUGUGGAGAAUGCCACUCAGCUGAUCUCUGUCCUGUUAGAUGAGCAAUUGGCCAUAGAAGAUGAGAGACUGGAGGAGAAAGAUAAAAAAGAAAGAAGACAGCAUGAAAAUAAUCAUGAAGAUGAGGAUGAUGUAGGAGAGGAGAUUCACAAUGCACCAGAAAGCAAUGAGCAAAAUCAAGAAGAAUCAAACCAGGAUUAUGCUUAUGAAGAUGAUUUUGAAGAUUAUGAUGAUGACUUUGAAGAUGAUGAUGAAGAAGACAAUGACGAUCCUGUAAUGCCAAGUGAGAUUGAUAACCUAAGGAGAGCAAUGGCUGCUGAGAAUGAAGCUUUGAGACGAAGUGCAGAAUCACGUGACUCAAGAUCACAACAAUCAAGUGCAAACACCCGUCCAACCACUUCUCGAACAGGGCGUACCUUUAUUAAUUUUGUAGCAGCCAAGCAGCGUGAGAUUAGUGAUCAGGUUUCUCAAAGGACUAAGAAAAGAGGUCAAGAACUCAUGACCUUGAUUGACCUUGACUCAACAGGUUUUGAUAUCUUUGAUAUGCCUCCUGUUAGGGAAUAUGACCGCUACAUCGCAAGCUUUGGCCGCUCAAACACUAAACAGGCUUUUGUACAGUGCAAUGAUGAUAACUUAGAUCGUGAUAUACAGACUGAAGAGAUUGAUAAGAAUGAUAGAUGGACCCAACAUCCACAAGAAGGUAGUGCUGCUACAGGAGGAAGCAAUGUCAAAGGAGAGAGUGAUGAAGUACCACUAGAAAGAGAGACAAACUCAUUACAGUUCAAUCGCUUUGUGGAGAAUGCCACUCAGCUGAUCUCUGUCCUGUUAGAUGAGCAAUUGGCCAAUAGAGUAGGAGGCAAGCUGGAGAGUAAUAAGAGGAGUAUUGUAUUCAGUGAUGGUUAUACACUUAUGAAUACUGGUACUCCUAUACUACAAGGGCGUUCUAUCGUCAGAGUAGUAAUUCACCCAGUUCAAACAAACUUAAUCAUCACCAUGCAUUCUAUGCCUAAAACAGAUUUAAUGAACAUUGAUGACAAAGAUUUGAAAGUGCUAGAGAAAGCAGGCUUAACUAAUAGAGGGCUAUUGUGUGUUUGGAAUAUUAAUGAGCCUUCAAGACCACAAAAGAUCCUGGUGUUGAAGUCUGUUCCUACAACAUGUACCUUUAGUCCAUCCAAGGCAACAAUGGCUUUCUGUGGAACAGUUGAUGGUUCAGUGUGUGUAUGGGAUCUUAGAGAACCUCCCAGUAUGCAUCAGAAGUGUGAGUUUGGUUGGGGUCAUAUAAUGGUUAGAGUACCAACCUAUAGUACAGAGGCUGGUUGUCCUGAGGAGAGUCAUCAUAGUAGAGUGGCUGCUAUGCAACCUAUUAUCAGCUCAGAUGAUGCACAGAAAGCAACAACCAAGUCAAACUUAAAUGAUGACUCAGUGGGAUUUUCCUUUCAGUUGGCAACAGUGGAUGAGAAAGGCACCAUCAGUUUCUGGGUUGUCAUAGAGAUUGACAAGCCUGAUGAUGCGGGUUCAGAGUCUGAUCUUGGUAAGCUUGGUACCAGGGGUAGAGUCAAACUCAUCAAAAGUUCAUCUAUACAACUGCAGAUUCCAACAAGGGAACUUGGACCUACCUAUCAGCUGAAAGUGACUGAUAUGCAGCUUCUGCCCUCCAAUCCGAAUCAUUUCUUUGUUGCAACAGAUGCAGGGUUCAUCUCACAUGGGGCACGGAAUACAGAGAGGGUUUCCCCCAAGUACUUUUUGACCAAUGAUGGUGUUCCAGUUGGAGUCAAAUGCAUAGACUUCUCGCCAUUUAAUCUCCCAUGCUUCUUGGCUGCCAGUGGAGAUGGGAGUAUAAAACUCUUCAGUACCGAAAGAGGUACUCCUCUUGUGAGUUGGCCUAAUUCCACACAAGGAAUGUCCAUAGUAGCAAUAUCAUGGUCCAGAUCCAGACCAUCUGUAUUCUUUGUGAUGGACAUUGCAUCCAAGGUCUAUGUUUGGGAACUACUAGAGAAUGACUCUGGACCGGUCAAAACAGAGCAGUUUACGCGUGGAAGGUUAUCAGCUCUUGCUCUAGCCAAUGAUCAUGCAGCUACAGGAUGGGGUGUAGCAGGUAGAAAACCAGAAAUGAUUAUCACUGAUAAUAUGGGUUCUUUGGAUGUACAUGUUCUCAACUCACGAUUCUCAUCUGCUAUUGGAAGUGAGUUAGAUGCCUUUAGUGAUCUUCUUCAGCAGCUAAUAUGAAGAAGAUAUUAAUAAUGGUUGCUGCUAGAAAUACAAUGAAACCAUUUCCUUCGAUUUUAAGUAAGGGCUACAUGAUAUAUCUAAUUUAGGUAUCUGAUUAUCAUCAUUUGCGAUAUCAUGAUUACUGUUCCCUAUGAAUAAUUAUAAAGGUAUAUUUAUGUGUCAAUUCUUCUUGAAUGAACAUAUGAAAAAAGAGCCGAUUGGGGUCUACAAUUUUCUAACCUUUUACUUUGGACCCUGUUAAGUUGGAUAAGAGUGAUGAUGAUCUUGGUUUAAUGCCAUUUUCUAAGUGAUUUUCAGCAGUUUGAAAACUCUCCUAUUAUACAACAUGAAAGGUGAUGUAGCUUGUACUCAGGAUCACCAAAUCCAUGUAAUGCCAGCUUUUAUCCCUAUUUCAAUUAAUUUAUAUUCCUUAGUUGGUCAUAUUUUGAAAUUUCAUUCAAUGAAGCGAUUCAUUCUCAUUAGGCUGUGCUUUUGCAGCAAGUGUACACCCAUGAAAAUGGUAUUUUCUAUGUGAAAAACAUAUCUCAUUCCCGAAAGUUUAGUAUUCUGCAGUGGAGCUGAUAUUAUAAUCAUAUCUUGAAUUUCUUGCUCUCAUUUUCAUCCUAUUUGUAACAUACCAUUACUUUAGCUCCCUCAUAACACUAAUCUGUUAUCAAAUAGUAUGAGUUAUGAAUUUGUUGAAAUGGGGAAGAAAAAGUAUAUGAAAAGUUAAAAUAUGCAAAGUGUGAUAUGAGCAAGAACCAAAAUGUACUUGGAUUGUUACAAUAGGUGGAUGAAAGGCAACUGUUUUGCAAAAGAAAAAGAAGUAUGUUACAAGAUAAAAAUAUUUUGUAGGCACCUCUCUUUUACAAGGACAUUUUUUUAUCUUUGUGAAUGAAGAAAGGGAAAAUGAUUUAUUAUAAAAAAAUAAUAAUCUGGUUGAUUAUAAGGUACUUAAGACAUACAGUGAAGUAUAUUGUUGGUGGAUUGUUUAAAACUGUGUAUCUCAAAAUUUAUUUUAAAAAAAGCACAGCUCAGAAAAAGCUCUGUAGUAGAAUUUUGACACAGGUAUCAUUGCCACUCUGACCAGAACUAAUUUUCUUUGUUUAUUUUGAGAUGAUUUAACAGCCUACCAAUGACACUUAAUAGAGAUUAUUACUACCCUGGUCAUCGGUUUCAAUUAGUAUUUCAGAUGUACAAUACAUUUUCUACUAUCUGUGAUUUUGUUUUCUUCUGAAAACAGAAUAACCAUAGAAAUGUUAUCUUGACUGAUUAAAUCUAGCAUGUUGUUUAUCAAGCAAAAUACUAGUGCAAUUAACAUGCCAAGUGUUGAAACAUGUGUGUAUAUACAUGUAUGUAUAUUAGUAUAACUAAUGCACCUUGAUUCUUUUGUCCAAAGAAUGUACAUAUUUGUAGAAGUUUGUGUCUAUUUUUCAGGAGUCCAGUCUCUGCUCCUGUAUUGUGUGAAAUACAGGAAUUCAAAAUUAAAAUCCAAGCUCACUCAAAGUUUGCUAUCAACUUUGUAACAAAUAAUUCUUGAUAUAUUUUGUGUAAAAUCUGUACAUUUGUGUCAAUAAUGAAGAGAAUUUACAAAGUUUAAAUAUAUCAUUGUAAAUAGAAUAUACCUUUUAAAUAUGUGUGGAAAAAACUUAGGAAAAGAAGAAAUGGAGAAUCUUUUAGACUUUAAACUCAGUUAUACAUAGAUUGGUAAUAAAUCUUGUAGUGUUAUGUUGUGGGUGAAAAGAAAAGGAAUUGCUAUAUUCUUAAUCAUAUUGGGAGAAAUCAUCAUACUUGCGUGUAAUACAGUAUAAAUCAUUCACACAAGGACAUUACUGCAAGACUCUACGUCCCUGGAAAGACAAGUUAUGCAGGCUCUUAACAUCUGUCUUUGUAAGACUGGCACUCUUCAGCUCUCAAACUUUGAGUAGUAAUUGUAUUUCUGUGAGUUUACCAUGUGCAAACUUUCAUUUGUGUGUUUAUGAAUUGGGAUCCAAUCUAAUUUAUGGUAUUGAUUGGAUUCCCUUUUUUGUUGGCUUAUUUUGUAAUAAUUUUGUAUUAUAUAAUAAGGGUCUUAGAUAAAUUUUCUCAUAUCAACUGUAAUAUUUAGGAAGACUGCAUCCAUGAGAAAAGCCUUGAAUGUUACACCUUUAGGCAACUAGUCCAAUGUCUGUGCUAGGCCUUUAGCAGGAAUCUCACUCUAAGAGUGCUAUGUGUCUUUUCAUUCUUGCAUUCCUGCAUUCACCAAUAUUUGGUCUAUCAUGGAAUAUGAAGAUUAGUAAUGAAAAGCUAUGGGAUUCCUGCAGGAAAGAUGUAACUUUGACUUUUUACAAGGUACCCUUACAUCAGUAAAAUUACUCAAACAUUGAAUGGGGGAAUUUCAGGAUUAAAUCAUUUUAUAUAGCCUUUUGAUAGGAAAUAACUUAAUCUGUAUGAUAGAUGUUUAAAAGGCCUUUAUUUAGGAAAAUAAAAACAUUAAUGAGAGAGGGCACUUAAA